GAACCCUGAAGGAUGGAGCUGGUCAACGGGACCGAGGGCUCUGAGUUCUUUCUGAAAGGAUUCUCCGGCUACCCGGCCCUGGAGCGCCUGCUCUUCCCUCUGUGCUUGGCCAUGUACCUGGUGACUCUGCUGGGGAACGCGGCCAUCAUAGCGGUGAGCGUGCGGGACGUCCGUCUGCACACGCCCAUGUACUUCUUCCUGGGCAACCUCUCCAUCCUGGACAUCUGCUACACGUCCACCUUUGUGCCCCUGAUGCUGGUCCACCUCCUGUCGGCCUGGAAGACCAUCUCCUUUAUUGGCUGCGCGAUCCAGAUGUGCCUGAGCCUGUCCAUGGGCUCCACAGAGUGUCUGCUGCUGGCUGUCAUGGCCUACGAUCGCUACCUGGCCAUCUGCCGGCCACUCAGGUACCCGGUGCUCAUGAGCCACCGACUCUGCGUGCUGCUGGCGGGAGCCGCCUGGGUCCUCUGUCUCUUCAAGUCAGUGGCUGAGACGGUCAUGGCCAUGAGGCUGCCCUUCUGUGGCCACCACGUGGUCAAUCACUUCACCUGCGAGAUCCUGGCCGUGCUGAAGCUGGCCUGCGGCGACACGUCGGUCAGCGAGGCCUUCCUGCUGGUGGGCGCUGUCCUGCUGCUGCCGGUGCCCCUGGCGCUCAUCGGCCUGUCCUACGCGCUCAUCCUGGCCGCCGUCCUGAGGGUGCCGUCGGCGGCCGGGCGCCGCAGAGCCUUCUCCACCUGCUCGGCGCACCUGGCUGCCGUGCUGCUUUUCUACGGCACCGUCAUCUUCAUGUAUAUGAGGCCCAAGCGCCAGGAGGCCCGCGUCUCUGACGAGGCCUUCACGGUCCUCUACGCCGUGGUCACGCCCAUGCUGAACCCCGUCAUCUACAGCCUGAGGAACCAGGAGGUGAGGGAGGCCGCCAGGAAGGUGUGGGGCAGGCGGCGGGCCUCCGGGUGAGGGGGGCC
Miniopterus natalensis is the source of this 959-nucleotide messenger RNA. RefSeq names its product olfactory receptor 13J1-like. NCBI's taxonomy places the organism in Eukaryota, Metazoa, Chordata, Mammalia, Chiroptera, Miniopteridae. The record is from RefSeq and is a predicted model, not a curated record. Gene Ontology annotation, molecular function: olfactory receptor activity; G protein-coupled receptor activity. Gene Ontology annotation, biological process: G protein-coupled receptor signaling pathway. Gene Ontology annotation, cellular component: membrane.